AUUUGACUGAUUUGACCUCCGACACGUAUUUUGUGAGCCGCGGCGAGGAGUGGCCAAGGUUUAAAGAGCGUGGCCUGCGCCAUUACAGGGGUCAGUCAGCAUCAUGAAGUGCUUCUCUCUGGUCGUGUUUGCUCUCGUGCUCUUGGCAGUUUUUGCCGAAGGCGCGGAGCGUGACUGCUCCCCGAAAUGCCAGUGCACCAACGUGCCCAACAAGACCGAAUUCUGCGGCAUUCAGGGCAUCAAGAGGGUCACCUUCAGCAGCUCGUGCGAGAUGCUGUGCCACAACUGCCAGAACAAGACCAACUUUAAGUAUCAGAGUCCAGGAAAGUGUCCUGCUGACGCCACCACUACUCCUCCACCCCGAACUGCCCAAGCUGGCCAAGCUGCCAACGUGGCCCCAAAACCUGCCAAGCCUGCCGUCGACCCGGCACAAACCGUCCGUCACUUAUCGGGUUAAUUCGUAACCCUUUGACGACCACCGCGAAUCCAUCUGGUUUUGAAAAAUGAGGAAAACGAUCGAGUCUCUUCGGUGAAGGGGGUCUUUGAAUCUAUGAAUAAUUGUAAGGCAGAUGGACAUCGUGACGCGAAUGCUGUCAUUAUAUACGCCGCGUCUUGUUAUCCAAUCUAUGUGAAUAAAUCUAUUGCGCUCCACUUCGACUUUCUGUAUUUGCAAGCAAA
Molecule: messenger RNA, 678 nt
Organism: Neocloeon triangulifer
Lineage: Eukaryota; Metazoa; Arthropoda; Insecta; Ephemeroptera; Baetidae
Exons: 3
Coding region: 104-457 (117 amino acids)
Molecular function (GO): protein binding
Source: RefSeq, a predicted model, not a curated record